UAUCAGACAAAAAAGAGUGCCCGCCUUAUCAUCACUGUUCACGCUGCUGUACCAUUCAUUUGGCAGGAUCUUAAUAUAAAGCAGCCCUGUUGGGUCCAAAGAUCGGACACCCCCUCAGCUCCCCCCACCCUUUCUUCUUUCUAUAUAUCUUUUCUGAAUUUGUUUUCUCCCCUGCAACACCAAGCCUUGCGUGACCCUCUCUCUCUCUCUCUCUCUCUCUCUCUCUCUCGCUCUCUGCAGCUAAAAUGGGAGGAGCAGUGUUGGUGCCAUUUCUCUUUACUUUCUCCCUCUUCGUCUUCUCGACCCUGGAUGAAAUUCCCUUUGCUGCCUCUCGCAGCUUGGUGUCGGACAGUCUUUCCGUUACCACAGAGUUUGAUGUCACGGGAUCCAUUCAGAAAACCCUCGGCGUCCUCUCCUUCAACUCCCAGACCAUGACCUCCCUCCACCGCCGUGAACCCCCCAACGCCACCGCCGUGGUUCCCUCCGCUUCUGCUUCUGGUCCGGCAGUUUCCUCCACCUUAUCCCUGCGACUUCUCCCGCGAAGCUUCCUCCGCAAAAUCCCCCACCCAGACUAUAGAUCCCUCCUCCUCUCCCGCCUCCAGCGCGACGGCGCGCGCGUCGAUUUCCUCAACGCCAAGCUCGACCUCGCCGUCAAUGGCGUCCGCCCCUCGGAUCUCAGGCCCCGACAGGAGGAGCUCCAAAUGGACGAAAUCCAGAGCCCCGUGGUCUCCGGGAUGAGCCACGGCUCCGGCGAGUACUUCGCCCGGAUCGGAUUUGGGACUCCGGCGAAACAGCUAUACGUCGUCCCCGACACCGGCAGCGACAUCAACUGGAUCCAGUGCCUCCCCUGCUCCGACUGCUACUCCCAGGCGGACCCGGUAUUCGACCCGAAAGGCUCGUCGUCGUACAAGACGCUCGGUUGCAGCACCGCCCAAUGCUCCGCCCUCGAGAGCUCCACUUGCCGGAAUAACUACUGCGAGUACCAGGUAGCGUACGGCGACGGUUCGUACACCGUCGGCAACUACGCCUCCGAAACGAUGUCGUUCGGGUCAUCGGGGUCCGUGCCCAACAUCGCCAUAGGAUGCGGCCACGAUAACGAGGGUCUCUUCGUCGGCUCAGCCGGGUUGCUCGGCCUGGGCCGCCGCUCGCUCUCUUUCAACUCCCAGAUCAAGGCCAAAUCGUUCUCCUACUGCUUCGUGGAUCGGGAUUCCAGCUCAUCGUCGACUAUGGACUUCAAUUCGGCGCACCCCGCCGAUUCGGCCACUGCACCGCUGCUGCGAAACGCCAAGAUGGAGACGUUCUACUACGUGGGACUGUCUGGAAUCAGCGUCGGCGGCGAGUUGCUACAGAUCCCGCAGUCUACGUUCCAGGUGUCCGGGAAUGGGGGCGGCGGGAUCAUCGUGGACUCCGGCACGGCGGUGACUCGGCUGCAGUCGGAGGCAUACAGCUCGCUGCGAGACGCUUUCGUGAAGCGGACUCAGGGGCUGACCCGGGCGGGCAGGGUGGCCAUAUUCGACACGUGCUACGAUCUGUCGUCGAAGACGACGGUGACAGUGCCAACGGUGUCGUUUCGCUUUGUGAGCGGGAACGUGCUGCAGCUGCCGGCGAAGAACUACCUAAUUCCGGUGGACUCGGCGGGGACGUUUUGCUUUGCGUUUGCCCCGACGACGUCGUCUCUAUCGAUAAUUGGGAACAUACAGCAGCAAGGGACACGUGUGACCUAUGACCUGGCAAACUCGCUCGUGAGCUUCUCUUCCAAUAAAUGUUAAGACCUGGAGUUUAGAAAAAGGGCAAAAUAAAGAAAAAAGAAAGGUUGAGAGUAGAGAGUGAGUUAAAUUAAAAUUUUGGAAUUUACUGUAA
This is a messenger RNA of Malania oleifera, 1860 nucleotides long. Its product is annotated as protein ASPARTIC PROTEASE IN GUARD CELL 1-like. The record is from RefSeq and is a predicted model, not a curated record. Gene Ontology annotation, molecular function: aspartic-type endopeptidase activity. Gene Ontology annotation, biological process: proteolysis. NCBI's taxonomy places the organism in Eukaryota, Viridiplantae, Streptophyta, Magnoliopsida, Santalales, Ximeniaceae. The coding region runs from base 246 to 1769 and encodes 507 amino acids. The transcript has a single exon.